This is a messenger RNA of Pygocentrus nattereri (red-bellied piranha), 1396 nucleotides long. RefSeq names its product cyclin D2, b (gene ccnd2b). Gene Ontology annotation, cellular component: cytoplasm; nucleus; cyclin-dependent protein kinase holoenzyme complex. Gene Ontology annotation, biological process: mitotic cell cycle phase transition; regulation of cyclin-dependent protein serine/threonine kinase activity; positive regulation of G1/S transition of mitotic cell cycle. The record is from RefSeq and is a predicted model, not a curated record. Gene Ontology annotation, molecular function: cyclin-dependent protein serine/threonine kinase regulator activity. Bases 237 to 1118 code for a protein of 293 amino acids. Lineage: Eukaryota; Metazoa; Chordata; Actinopteri; Characiformes; Serrasalmidae. The transcript is spliced from 5 exons.
UCGUGGCGGUUCUGUGCGUGCGCGAGGUGCUGCUACGUCUGCGUCACUGUGCUGGCGGCGGAGGGAGAAGCGCCGCGCGGAGAGUGAUGAGGUAGAGCGGAGCGGAGCAGAGAGGCGAGGCGAGGCAGCAGAGCUCUGCGCAGACCCUGCACUUCCUUCUGCUCCCACCGCCUCAUGCCACGUUCGCUCUGAGAACCUGUGCAGGCUGCUGAGUGGAGAAGUGGAGAGGUCUCAGUAUGGAACCGUUCUGCCAAGAUCAAGAAACGACCGUCAGAGCGACGCGAGACCCCAGUAUUCUCUGCGAUGACAGAGUGCUGCAGAGCCUGCUGACAGUAGAAGAUAAGUUUCUACCCCAGGGCCUUUAUUUCACACGGGUUCAAAAGGACAUUCAGCCCUACAUGAGGCGGAUAGUUGCAACUUGGAUGUUGGAGGUUUGUGAGGAAGAGAAGUGUGAUGAAGACGUUUUCCCUCUGGCUAUCAACUACCUGGACAGGUUUCUCGCAGCAGUGCCCAUGAAGAAGUGCUAUUUGCAGCUCUUGGGGGCCGUGUGCCUCUUCCUGGCAUCCAAGUUGAAGUCCUGUCAGCCAUUAUCUGCAAAGAAACUCUGUCUUUACACAGACAAUUCAAUCACAUCUCAAGAGUUGCUGGAAUGGGAGCUGUUGGUUUUGGGGAAAUUGAAGUGGAACAUGGCAGCUGUUACCCCUCAUGACUUUAUUGAGCAUAUUCUUCGCAAGUUACCUUUACCUGAGGACAGAUUGGCGCUGAUUCGUAAACAUGCUCAAACUUUCAUCGCCCUUUGUGCUACAGAUCACAGCUUCGCAAUGUUUCCUCCCUCCAUGAUAGCCACAGGGAGUGUUGGUGCGGCAGCCUGCGGACUUCAGUUGGACCGGAUGCAGAGCGGUGUCUGGGGGACCAGUCUGACCGAGCUGCUGGCCAAAAUCACCCACAUUGAAGUGGACUGUCUGAAGUCGUGUCAGGAGAAGAUUGAGCAGUUGCUCACCAGCAGCCUCAGAGAGAGUCAGCAGCAUAAACACGUGGAGAGCGGAGUCACCAGCAAGGAGGCGGAGUCUCAGAGCCAGUCCUGCACACCCACAGAUGUGCGUGACAUCAACUUAUGAUGUCACUUCCACCCUAUACCUGACACAAUUCUACAGAAUUCCAUGAAUCUGUAAAUGCAAGCUGAAAUAUAUUUUAAUCAUCUUAUUUAAUUCAGUUAAAAAACUACAAUGUAUAAUAGCCUGUGAAAAGGCAUAGGUGUCAAUUAUCGAAUAACAAUGUAGAACUGCAAUAACUGAAAUAUUUCAGGCAUCCUUUUUUUUGCAAACAAAGGAGAAAUAAAUUAUGCCUUUGGCUUGCAUAUGCCGGUAUACUUGAAAUUGAAAUACAAUUGCCACCA